AUGGGUCACGAGGAUUUACUUCCGAAAUCUUUUAACUCCAAAAUCGUCUGAAAGCUCACGCUCAACGCUACCAUCGGUUCCUUCCUUUUCGGCUACAAUAUCGGUGUUUUUAACUCAAAUCAAGAAAAUAUCGCCGCAACAUUAGGCUGAGGGGACAACAAAGACCUUUACAUUUCCACCAUGGCGGCCACUCUUCCACUAGGUGGCUUAGUAGGCUCUUUAUAUGCAGGGUCUUUAGCAAAUAAAGUAGGCUGCCGUAAAGCCCUGAUGAUUACUGACUUCAUAAACAUCUGUGGAAGCCUUUUUUUUCUAAUCCCAUACACAGCUACAUUUGGUAUUGGAAGACUUGUGACAGGAUACUCUUCUGGAUCUUUUAGCACUUUAUGUCCUUUGUAUAUAGGAGAAAUUUCUCCUCCAGAGGUAAUGGGAACUAUGGGGAGUUUGACAGCUCUGAUUAUAGCUUUAGGUGUCUUGGUAGCAUUUAUCUUGGCACUUCCCCUUCCUACUGGAGACUAUAACUCAGACGUCUUCAAUUACUGGUGGAUGUUUAUGUUCGUUUUUCAAGCCUUUUUUGCAUUAACUCAGCUAUUUAUAUUAUGGAAGGUGUAUAGGCUGGAUACGCCUAUACGGUAUUUACAUAAAGAUAUAGAAGAAAAAGCCUUAGAAAGUCUGCAGCAGGUUUAUACAGAAGAAGAGGCUAAUAAAACAUUAGAAAAAUUGAAAUUCAGCAGAAAUGAUAGAAGCACAUUAAGCGAAAUGGAUAGUGUAGAGACAGCAGGAAAAGACCAGAACUUAAAAAAUGAUGAAGAUUUUACGUAUUCUGAACUGAUUUGUUGUGUAAAGCCGAUAAGAAAGAAAAUCAGGCUUGGGAUUGCUAUAAGCUUUUUACAAGUUGCUGGAGGAGUAGAUGCGCUUUUUACGUAUACAGCCAAAAUUUUUAGGGAGCUUGGAGGAGGGGUAUUUGAGUCUAGAAUUUAUACAGCGGUAUUUGGAUUAGCCAAUCUUGCGUCUGUUGUAGUUGUGAUUUAUAUUGUAUACAUUUAUUUAUAAAUUAGGCUUAAAAUAUUGCUGUAUAAAUUAGUUAAUAUUUAUAUAGGAAAGCAUAGAAAAACUUAAAAGAAGAACUCUUUUAAUUUUCGGCAAUGCAGGAAUGGGUAUUGCUAUGGCCUUUCUAGGCAUUUUUGCCUCAAUUCUUUCAGAUGCAGGACCAAUCCCUCCUUUAUUUUUUAUACCCUUUUAUAUCAAUAGAAAUUUUGGAACUAUUUAUAGAUUAUUCUAUUAACUAUAUAAAAUAGAAAAAGGUAAAUAGUGCCAAAUUUUUUAUUCAUAUAAGCGAGAAUAUGUUUUUAUAUGUAUUUGCAUUCAGCAAUGGCAUCGGUACAAUUACUUAUGUUUAUUGUGGGGAGAUUUUGACUUCUCGAGCUAUGAGCAUUUGCAUGGCGAUUAAUUGAUUCAUGAUAGCUUUUGUUAUCUUUACUUUUCCUCAUAUGGUCGCAUUAAUGACUAUAGGGGUUUCUUUUUGGGUGUUUGGAGUUGUUUGUGGUAUUGGGAUUCUAUAUUUCCUUAUAGAGUUUGUAGAGACAAAAGGGCUGGAUGCGGAGCAGAUAAAGGCGGCGUUUGAUAAAUACAAAUAA
Molecule: messenger RNA, 1634 nt
Organism: Blepharisma stoltei
Lineage: Eukaryota; Ciliophora; Heterotrichea; Heterotrichida; Blepharismidae
Source: the annotation of a GenBank genome assembly